UGAGGCGGAGAGAUUACGAUUUCCGCGCCAAAGCCAAAGCCCUAUAAGAAGGACUGAAGGAGGCAGAGCGACAACGACAAAUACUAGACUCAACGAGAAAAUGGAUGCGGAGAAGAGGGAAAUCGAAGUCCGUACGCUGUCUGGUGAAUCAACAACCGUAUCUAUCGCCACGAACAGAACCAUUAGCGACCUCAAGCUUCUCUUGACUACCGUAUUCCCUACCGCCUCUUCCUCUCCCAAUUUCCAUCUCUUCUUCAAGGGAGUUAAAUUAAGCGUGCAGAGUCACAUUACCGCACUUACUGUCGAGCCUGGUGAAUUCUUAGUAUUGAUUCCAUUUAUAAAGAAGGAACGACCUAAGGCUCCAAAUCCUGAUUUUUCGACGAACUUACCUAAGCAAACCUCAAAUUCUAGCUAUGCGGAUUCAGUUUAUUCAGAUAUGAUGCAAGAGUUCUCAUCUUUUUUAAAAGAAUCAAGCAAUUUGAGUACACCACCCAAUUACGAGCCGGAUAGUACUAAUUCUCAAGGACAUAAAAGGAAAAGGGUUUUUAAGUACCGUUAUGAAGAUGAUGGAGGAGGACAGUAUGCGUUUUUAUGGAGCGUAUUUCAGUCUUCUAACAAGAAUAUACUUGACGAUUCUAACUGUGAAAAGUUUGUUGAGGUUUUGGAAUCUUUGAAUUGCUUGACAAGUUCACAUUCUGGAAUUUGUGUGCUGGUAGCUAAUAGUGGAGACAAUGGGGAAGCUGAGGUUUUGUGCUUGUGUCCGGAGUGGUUGAAAAGAAUUAUGCAGGCAUUUGCUUUCUUGAAUAUUUUGUCUGCUUAUCUGCAAAUGCACAAGGAGGAAAUUACCUCGGCUCAUUUGAAGGAGGUACUAAAGCAGCUUGGUAGAUUUGGUUUCAACGCUGGCUUUGAGGAUAUUGAGCAUAUUUCUGUUCUUUGUCCUAAGGUAGUGUCAUUCGCUAAUAAUAGUACGGAGUUUGUGAAUUCUGCUGAUGCUCUUGUCAUCAUCAAUUCUGAAUUAGAAGACAGAGAUGAAUUUGUAAUACCUGGAAAUGGUCAGAAAGCCAUGUCUUUAUCCAAGAUAUUUACCACGAUGAGAAAACGCGAAAGUUCCUUUAAAUCUCACCUAUGGGAAGCUGCUAGACUUCUGAUGAGUAAAAGUGGAAAUGCAAUUGCAAUGCUCUUUUCCUUGGAAGAUUUGCUCAACUUUGUGAAGGGAGGUGGUGCUUCUGAAAAGGGAAAUGAAGCAAAACGAGAAAGUGGAAGACUGUCCUCUAUUUCGCGCCCUUAUUCAUUCCGAACACAUUGCCAUGAAACAAAUCACUUGGUGCCAGUGGAAAUGGUUCAACAUCUCAGAGAGGGCCUUGGAUCAAAUGGACAUAUGGUGCAUGUUGAAGACAUAGAUGCUAGAAAAGCCAUUUACGCAGAAAUACCACAUGAACUCUCAGAUAACACAAAGUUGGCACUGAAAUGCAUGGGGAUUACUAAAUUAUAUAGCCACCAGGCAAAGUCUAUCAUGGCCUCCCUUGCCGGGAAGAAUGUUGUGGUGUCAACAAUGACAUCUAGUGGGAAGUCCCUUUGCUAUAAUGUGCCAGUUCUGGAAGUAUUGUCCCAGAACUUGUCAUCAUGUGCUUUAUACUUGUUUCCAACCAAGGCCUUAGCUCAAGAUCAACUAAGGGCGUUAUUAGCUAUGGCAAAAGAAUUUGAUACUAGCAUAAAUAUCGGCAUAUAUGAUGGUGAUACUUCUCAGACAGAAAGGCCAUGGCUACGUGAUAAUGCUAGACUGCUGAUCACAAAUCCAGAUAUGUUACACAUGUCAAUCUUACCAUUUCAUAGACAAUUCAGUCGAAUUUUAUCAAAUCUAAGGUUUGUGGUGAUUGAUGAAGCUCAUUAUUAUAAAGGAGCAUUUGGCUGCCACACUGCUCUUAUAUUGAGAAGACUCCGCCGUAUCUGUUCUCAUGUGUAUGGCAGUGAUCCUUCAUUCAUUUUCUCAACUGCAACUUCUGCCAAUCCUCAUGAGCAUUGUAUGGAACUUGCAAAUCUUUCAACAUUGGAUCUCAUUAAUAUCGAUGGAAGUCCUUCUACAAAAAAGCUUUUUGCUCUCUGGAAUCCUAUUGUGUCAAAUGAAGAUGGAAAUGGCUCUGCAAAUAAGAAAACAAGCCCAAUUUCAGAAGUUUCAUACCUCUUUGCAGAAAUGAUUCAGCAUGGACUUCGUUGCAUAGCUUUUUGCAAAUCACGCAAACUGACCGAGCUUGUUUUGUCCUAUACGAGGGAGAUUCUUCAGAAGACAGCCCCUCAUCUUGUAAAUUUAAUAUGUGCUUAUCGUGGUGGUUAUGCUCCUGAGGAACGGAGGAAAAUAGAGAGAGAAUUCUUCAGUGGAACACUCUGUGGAAUUGCUGCAACAAAUGCCCUUGAGUUGGGCAUAGAUGUUGGCCAUAUUGAUGCAACCUUGCAUUUAGGUUUCCCUGGUAGUAUUUCUAGCCUGUGGCAACAAGCUGGAAGGUCUGGAAGAAGAGAGAAGCCAUCUCUUGCUGUGUAUGUUGCAUUUGAAGGACCACUCGAUCAAUAUUUUAUGAAACAUCCCAAGAAGCUCUUCAAUAACCCAAUUGAAUGUUGUCAUGUUGAUGCUCAAAACGAAAAGGUGCUUGAACAGCAUCUGGUCUGUGCUGCUCUUGAGCAUCCACUGAAUUUGCCUCAUGAUGAAAAAUAUUUUGGCUCUGGUUUGAGCAAGUCAUUAAUGUCCCUUAAAAGUAAGGGAUACCUGAGUUAUGAUCUCUCAUGUGGUUCUUCUGCUAGAAUAUGGAGCUAUAUUGGGCAUGAGAAAUCGCCUUCACAUGGAAUCUGUAUUCGAGCAAUAGAGGCUGUAAGAUACAGGGUUAUAGAUGUUAAACAGAACGAAGUCCUUGAAGAGAUAGAGGAAAGCAAGGCUUUUUUUCAGGUAUAUGAAGGCGCAGUCUAUAUGCACCAAGGGAAGACCUAUCUGGUUGAGGAAUUGAUUAUAUCAGAAAAGAUUGCUUUGUGCCGUAGAGCUGAUUUGCAAUAUUACACAAAAACUCGUGAUUAUACAGAUAUUCAUGUCCUUGGUGGUGGUAUAGCCUAUUCAGCGAGGGUCUCCAAAAACCAGUCCUUAAAAACGACAGCUCAAGCAAAUUAUUGCAAAGUAACAACUAUUUGGUUUGGCUUCUAUCGCAUAGAGAGGGGGACUAAAAGAAUCUUGGAUAAAUGUGAUCUUUCACUGCCUAAAUACUCAUAUGAGUCACAGGCAGUAUGGAUUCAAGUUCCUCAAUCAGUUAAAAUCUCGGUACAGAAAUAUUUUCCAUUCCGCGAGGGUCUGCAUGCUGCAUCUCAUGCUAUUCUUAAAGUAGUGCCGUUGUAUGUAUUUUGCAAUUAUUCUGACUUGGCUCCAGAGUGUCCAAAUCCUCAUGAUACCCGCUUUUUCCCUGAAAGGAUUCUAGUAUAUGAUCAGCAUCCUGGUGGGACUGGUGUCGCAGUGCAGAUUCAACCCUAUUUCACAGAGCUCCUGAAUGCUGCUUUGGAACUUCUCACAUCUUGUCACUGCUCUGGAAUUACUGGUUGCCCACACUGUGUUCAAAGUAUGGCUUGUCAUGAGUACAAUGAGGUGUUACACAAAAAUGCAGCCAUUAUGAUCAUUAAGGGUGUUAUGGAUGCAGAGGAGUCUUACUUCAAAGAAAUCCACGACUCUUCCCAGAACCCUAUAGGGCAAUGCCAAUAAUCCUCUAAUUGAUCAAGAAGUAAGAAUGGAUGUUAUUCCUUUCUUUCAAGAUGGUAAAUUUAGUGUAGUUUCUUUUAUCAUUUCUUCAUGGAUUGGAUGUUGUAUGUGCUACUUUCAUUCAUGUUAUUAUUAUUUAGGUAUAAUACAUUUAAGCAAUAAGUUCUAAUUAGUGUAUGUAGCUGAAGUUGGUGAAUAGUGCUGAUAAAUGUGUCGAGGCUUAAAUUUCUAAUUGGUUGUUGAAUCAGUUUUCUUCGUACUCCAAAACUGUAUUGCAGAUCCUUGAAAGACCCCAAAAGACUUGUAAGGAAAGCAAGUUUCCAUUCACGAGGAAAGUGGGAGGGGAGGUUGGAAUGUCGAGAUCAUAGGUCAAGUUGGUUAAGUAUUAUCAUCCCAACCAUAAUACUGAUACAAAGGCUUCUUAUUCCUCAAACCAAAAAUAAUGUUAUGUUAAUGGAGAAAGUUUCAAGUAAAUUCAGUUUAUUAUGUCAUUAAUGUGGUAUUAUCUAUUAAUUAUUAUGUUAUGGUUAUUAGUUGUAUAUUA
This is a messenger RNA of Ricinus communis (castor bean), 4271 nucleotides long. RefSeq lists its product as uncharacterized. Gene Ontology annotation, molecular function: nucleic acid binding; protein binding; ATP binding. The transcript has 27 exons. Bases 101 to 3730 code for a protein of 1209 amino acids. The record is from RefSeq and is a predicted model, not a curated record. NCBI's taxonomy places the organism in Eukaryota, Viridiplantae, Streptophyta, Magnoliopsida, Malpighiales, Euphorbiaceae.